Molecule: messenger RNA, 2637 nt
Organism: Cyclocybe aegerita
Lineage: Eukaryota; Fungi; Basidiomycota; Agaricomycetes; Agaricales; Hemipholiotaceae
Source: the annotation of a GenBank genome assembly
AUGGUCGGCACUACAAUGGAGGAAGGCUCAUCUUCGGGCGUGAAUUCGGCCUCGUUUGAUGCCUACCAUGGCCGACUACAGACAGCAGCGCUCACAGCUACACGCAAGGCCGCAACUCUUCCUGCCGAUAUCGCUUUUCACCGGUCUAUGGACCAAUCGCUCGCACAGGACUUGGACGCUCUCUCGGAGAGAGUACUCUCCAUUACAAACAGGCUGUUAGGCCUGGUAUCGACGGUGGAUCAAACGCAGAACAAGGGAAAGGGAAAGGCGAAGCUGGAAGGCGAGGACGAUGUUGUGGAUAAUUUUCAUUCGGCAGUGGUCGAUACAAUAGACCAGCUGCUCGAGAAAACAGACAUAUGCCUCGACGAAUUCUUGGGCAAGAACAAGGCUCCUGCCAUCCCGAUCAACCCACCUAUCACGUCCAACAAACCAAGCGCGAAAGUAGCCCAGAAGCCCACCGGGAAGAAUGAACCCGUUAUCCAGCACGCCGCACACCUCACAAAACCUCAAUUGUCCUUCAAGAAGCCACCAGACAACUCUGACUCGCCUUGGCACCCGACACUGACCCACAAAUACAACGCGAAGGUCCCUCUUGGGCACAGCUAUCAUGAUUCAGAUGCGGAGAGUAGAACUCUUGUUUCGAACCAUCCAUACUGCUACGAAAUUGCGCAUAUAUCCUACCCACCACGCAUGUUCAAGCCAUGUACCCCCAUCCCUCCUCCGUCUCUCGAAGAUACGACCGCUACAUGGGUAGACACCCCAGCCGCAUUCCAGGCCAUGCUAUCCAAGCUCAAGAAUGCGACCGAGAUCGCCGUCGACCUCGAGCAUCACAGCUACCGUUCCUACGGCGGGUUUCUCUGUCUCAUGCAGAUAAGCGACCGCGAAGAAGACUGGGUCGUCGACCUGCUCGCCGUCCGGGACGAAGUCGAUGCGUUGAACGAGGUCUUUACGGACCCGGCAAUCGUCAAAGUCUUCCACGGCGCGGACAGCGACAUCGUCUGGCUCCAGCAGGACUUCAACCUAUACGUCGUCAACCUGUUCGACACGUUCCAUGCGUCGAAGCUCCUCGAGUUCCCGAGGCACGGCCUAGCGAACCUCCUGGAGAUGUACUGCGACUUCAUACCGGAUAAGCGAUACCAGCUCGCGGAUUGGCGCAUGCGCCCCCUGCCGGAGGAUAUGCUCCUAUAUGCGCGUUCCGAUACUCAUUUCUUGUUGUUCAUCUACGAUAACCUGCGGAAUGCUCUCUUGGACCGCUCGAAAUCGGCUUCCCGGUCGCCAACAUCUUCGCCGCCACCUGGAGGCUUUGCAUUGUCAUCAUCCAAGUCCAAAAGCCCGACGGCGCUCCUCGACCAGGCACUUGCACGCUCUGCGGAGACGUCGUUGCGUGUGUACUCGAAGGAGCCUUACGAUGCGGAGGAGGGGUCCGGUCCAGGAGGCUGGGACACGCUUGCGAAGAGGUGGAAUAAGGGUGCUUUCUUGGCUGGUGGACCGGGUGUGGGAGUUGGUGCGAUGCAGAGGGAGGUGUACAAAGCGGUUCAUGCAUGGCGGGAGAAGACAGCGAGGGAGGAGGAUGAGAGUACGCGAUACGUGCUACAGAACCACUUCUUGUUUAUGUUGGCAGAGGAGCCUCCCGCAGACAUGGCGUCCCUCCUGAAGGUGUUCAGGACGUCCGUCCCGCCUUUGGUCAAGCGCCGUGCGAAAGAACUGUUGAAUGUCGUGCGGGAGGCGGUGAAAAGGGGCUUGCCUAUGGUUCACCCGGGAUCAAAAACAGCGGUGGAAGAGGUAACGACGGAUGAGGUGGUUGUAGAGACUCAGAGGGACGUGGUGAUGCUGGAGAGCGAGAUUAAGAGCCUCGAAAGUCUCGAGGGGAAGGUGAAGAACAUCUGGGGAGUAACGCCAGCGACCCAGAGAACUGUUUCGACACCCCACUCUUCGUUGUUUGGACCGUCAAAAGGCAUCACAAGCGCGGGAGGUGCCAGAACCACCGGUAUCGCGUUUUCCACUAGCGUGAGCGCUCUAUUCGGCGUCGGGAAGCGCACAAGUGCUAGUUCUAACGGAGUGGUGGCCUCGACCUCGAAAUCUGUGCUGGAUGCGACGCGCUUCAAAGACUUGGUUACGAAGAUCAACAAAAGCCUCGCGUUGGCUCCCUCGGUUCCUCAGCUCUCCGUGGUCACAGCCAGCGCGCCCAGCGCCACACCUGGUGAACCUAAGCAAGAGGUAGAUGAAGCGACGGGAAUGGAGGUCGAGAUACCAUAUGUGCCCGCCUCGCAGCGGACGACGAAACAGGUCCCGGUGAAGGAAGAGCGCGACACAAUCGUAGUUGUUGGGCAGGCGCGGAAGAAGAGGAAGCGCAAGGCCACGGAGGUGGCAGACGGUGAGGAAAGUGCUGCAUCGAAGAAGGACAAGGGUGAUUUGGCUGCCACGAAAAUGGCGGGAGCGGACGAUGAAGAGCCGUUCGACUUUGCGAAGGUGCCUAAUAUCCUGGAUGAUAACCCGGAUUUGGAGGAGGGGAGCAAGAAGCGGAAGAGGCAGAAGAAGCAGGGAAAUAAAGGUGGGACUUUCUACGGCGACUUCCCUGCGCCUCCCAAAGCGUAUAGCGAGGUGAAGAGCGGGAAUCAGUCGUAUACGUUCAAAUAG